Sphaeramia orbicularis (orbiculate cardinalfish) is the source of this 3186-nucleotide messenger RNA. Its product is annotated as neuroepithelial cell-transforming gene 1 protein-like. The coding region runs from base 209 to 1888 and encodes 559 amino acids. Gene Ontology annotation, biological process: positive regulation of Rho protein signal transduction; intracellular signal transduction. The transcript has 9 exons. The record is from RefSeq and is a predicted model, not a curated record. NCBI's taxonomy places the organism in Eukaryota, Metazoa, Chordata, Actinopteri, Kurtiformes, Apogonidae. Gene Ontology annotation, molecular function: guanyl-nucleotide exchange factor activity.
GUCCACCUCAGACCAAAGUUUAGAAAGUGUGAGUGAGGGAGACCUUCACAAACCCCGUCCCAUUAGGGAAGGAGAAGAAGAAACGGGGGAAGGUGUAUUUAUUUAUUUAAGUCAUUUUUUGUUACUUUUGUACUUUUUUCUCUGAUGUGGAUUACUUGGAGCUGACACGCCAGGAUUAAAAGAGGAUAUUGUGUUUUUAUUGAAAGCUAUGGUGGCUUACGAUGAACUGGGUAGCUUGGUGCCUAUCAAACGGACUCUGCAAGUGAUAGACUACCAGAACCAAGCCAACAAAGAGUCAGAGGAACCCAGCAACAAGCGUGUCCGUCCUCUCGGCAGGGUGACGUCGCUAGCCAACCUCAUCUCUCCGGUAAAGAAUGGGGCCGUCCGGCGCUUCGGCCAAACCAUCCAGGCCUCAUUCCGGGGUGAUGGAAAGUCGCCGGGCGUGCCCCAGAAGCCUUGCAAUAAGGCAGCGGCCCCCACCCCGCCCAAAAGGAGGAACAGCACGUUGUGGUCAGAGACGCUAGAUGUCCACCAAAAGGGAACCUUCUCCACCAAAGAAAUUAAGAGACAAGAGGCCAUAUUUGAGCUGUCUCGUGGAGAACAGGACCUGAUUGAGGACCUCCAGCUUGCACGCAAGGCGUACCACGACCCAAUGCUGAAGCUCUCCAUCAUGUCCGAGGAGGAGCUGACUCAUAUCUUUGGCAACCUGGAUGCCUACAUCCCUCUACAUGAGGACCUGCUGGCACAGCUCUCAAAAGCCACUGGUCCAGAUGGGACAGUGGGGCAGAUCGGACAGAUUGUUGUUAGCUGGCUCCCCAGACUUAACGCCUACAAGGACUACUGCAGCAACCAGUUGGCAGCCAAAGCUCUGCUAGACCAGAAGAAGCAAGACCCACGGGUGCAGGACUUCCUGCAGCGUUGCCUGGAGUCCCCUUUCAGCCGGAAGCUGGAUCUGUGGAGCUUCCUGGACAUCCCACGGUCCCGCCUGGUCAAGUACCCACUGCUGCUCAAAGAAAUACUGAGACACACUCCAUCAGAGCACCCGGACACUGCCAGCCUGGAACAAGCUAUCACCGUCAUCCAGGGCGUUCUGUCUGACAUCAACAUGAAGAAGGGAGAGUCAGAGUGCCAGUACUACAUCGAUAAGCUGGAAUAUCUAGACGACAGGCAAAAGGACCCACGCAUGGAACAGUGCAAGAGUCUGCUGUGUCAUGGAGAGCUUCGUAAUAAGAGCGGAACGAAGCUGCAUGUGUUCCUGUUCACCGAACUGCUGGUUCUGACCCGUCCUGUCACCAGGAACGAGCGUCAGUGCUUCCAGGUUUAUCGACAGCCAAUCCCAGUGCAGGAUCUGGUGUUGGAGGACCUGCAGGAUGGAGACGUCAGAAUGGGCGGCUCCUUCCGAGGGGCGUUCAGCAACGCAGACAAAGCCAAGAACAUUUUCCGUGUUCGUUCCCAAGACCCGAGCCAGGCCCAGUCCCACACGCUGCAGGUAAACGAUGUUUUCCACAAGCAGCAGUGGCUCAACUGCCUCCGCAGCGCCAUUUCCGUCCACCAGCCGCUCAGCGAGCCCAGCACCCCCAGCCUGUCGGGGACCGACGCCCGCUCCAAGCGCCGCCCUUCCUCAGUGUCUGCCAUCGUCCACAUGGAGGAGACCGAUGAGAACUGCCCACAGCCGACCUCUCAGUCUGCUCCUAGCUCUCCAUGCAGCAACCCCGACCCCAGUCCCACCACCACCUCCCCUUCAUCCUGCUCACCUUCCUCCUCCUCGUCAUGUUCGUCAACAUCGUCAUCAUCUUCAUCACCGCUUUCCUUCCCUACAUCACACAAAUCCAAAAAGGACAAGAAGUCGCUGUGUUCUUUAGGGAAGCGGAAAGAGACGAUGGUUUGAAACGAGGCAGGAGAAAAUGGACUCCUGGUUGGACAUUUUGUUUUUGUACAUACGAAACGGCGCAAAAGAAGCGUGGGACUUGUAUUUAUGUGUGUCUGCGUGCGUGCGUAUUAUUACAACAGUGUUCUGCAUUACUGUCCUCUUCGGCAGCUAUUUACAUUACCCCUCCAUUCAAGUGCAUCCCACAGAGACACAGUAUUCUGCAGAGACGUGCACGACUUUCACCGGCUCUGAAAGAAAGGGAGGAAUGACAAAACACAUAUACACUUUUCAUAUGUGUGUUUGUUGACUUCUUGAAGAUAGAGGUGGUGCAUCCAAUCAUGUUUACUCUUAAAUUGAUAUUUAAGCAUUAUUUUAGACAUUGUGGGGGUAAUGAAAGUUUUACAUUUUUAUAUUUUAAAAUGUAGUAUUUUUUUAGGUAUCAUAAAGCAGCACUGUUUUAGCUUUUAGGUGAAGUUAUUUUAAAUUCUGAGCAUGUCAAAUGGGCAAGAAUGGAAAUGAAUCCCCUAAAAAAAGUUGAGAUGUAUCAUACAAAGCUACAAAUUUUUUCUGUAAAAGUUUUUCGAUUUAUCGUAGGUCUUAUUUUUAUACAUAAUACAUUCCUGCAAUGACAGAUGGUAGCAUCCGGACACUAUUUUAUUUUAUUUUUUGCAUUUAUUGCAGUCAGAGGCAUUAAUAUAAAUCCAUUCACAGUGGAGCAUUUAUUACUCCCAGUUGAAUAUGACUAUAAGAAAUCAUCAGACGACAAAAUCACAUCAGAGAAGAGCUGUGGAAUUUUGUUAAACACUAAAUUUUGAACUGAGCCAUGUUGGUUUUUUAAAAAAGCUGACUCUUCCAAAUGAAACCAAUCACUUUUCAGUGUAGCAUCUUGCAUGGAGCUUUAGUUGUGGACACUUCUUGUACCAGUAGAGGCAGCAGGAUGUAUUUACCUGUCCAGACAGAUGGGACAGUUAAAUGUGUACAAGACUGUUUGAGGAAAACAAAGAUUGUCUGAAGGCUGAAGAGCAAAAGAGAAAGGAUGGAAAAGCUGAGUUUUUGAAUGGAAAUGUAUUGUCGGUGCAAGAUGUUUAACUCCAUCAACGUUUUGUUUAAGUUGAUGUGAUCUCUUGCUUAAUGAUGGAUAAAAUCAAGUGAGUGUUGAUGAAGGAGAAAGUACGUAGGGGAAGGGAGAUGAAAAAUGAGGUUUGUGUAUGUGCAUAAGAGACUAUUGUUGUUAAAGGAAAAACAAGAGAAGAUAAAGGGCUGAACUGUAUGUAACUAAAAGAACAAUAAAGAUCUGUGUAAGAUUUGCAUCUGAA